CCGAGCGAGGGAGGCGGCGCGCGCGGGGGGAGGCCGUUGCUUUCUAGUCAGUUUUUUAAAAAAAAAUUGUUUUUCAUCAUCAGCCGGAGAGGGGAAGUUUACUUAAAAAAUCCACAAUUGCCAUCGGUGCUACUGUGAGCGUGCAGGACGCGCUGUGGGGGUGUGUAUGUGAGCGGCAGAGGAAUGGGUGUCCUCAAGCUGACGGAGCAGCCUCCUUUGGUCCAGGCAAUAUUUAACGGGGAUCCUGAUGAAGUGCGGAUGUUGAUUUAUAAAACCGAAGAUGUCAAUGCUUUGGACUCUGAGAAGCGGACACCACUACACGCGGCCGCCUUUCUCGGUGAUGCUGAAAUCAUUGAGCUCCUCAUCUUAUCAGGAGCCCGUGUUAAUGCUAAAGAUAACAUGUGGUUAACUCCACUUCAUCGUGCCAUUGCUUCACGGAGUGAUGAAGCAGUCCACGUUUUGAUCAAGCACUCUGCAGAUGUUAAUGCCCGUGACAAAAAUUGGCAGACACCAUUGCAUGUAGCUGCUGCAAACAAGGCAAUGAAGUGUGCAGAAGCAAUCAUUCCAUUGCUUAGCAGCGUCAAUGUUUCUGAUAGAGGAGGCAGGACAGCCUUACAUCAUGCUGCACUCAAUGGACAUAUAGAGAUGGUAAAUCUCCUAUUAGCAAAAGGGGCCAAUAUUAAUGCUUUUGAUAAGAAGGACAGAAGGGCCUUGCACUGGGCAGCUUACAUGGGUCAUGUUGAAGUAGUUUCUUUGUUGUUGAAUCAUGGAGCCGAAGUUAUUUGCAAGGAUAAGAAAGGUUAUACACCACUACAUGCAGCUGCAUCUAAUGGACAGAUUAAUGUGGUUAAACUACUGAUUAAUCUUGCUGUAGAGAUUGAUGAGCCAAAUGUAUAUGGAAAUACAGCACUCCACAUUGCGUGCUACAAUGGACAAGAUGCUGUAGUCAACGAACUUAUUGACUAUGGUGCUAAUGUGAAUCAACCCAACAACAAGGGAUUUACUCCUUUGCACUUUGCUGCUGCUUCAACCCAUGGUGCUUUGUGUCUUGAACUAUUAGUAAAUAAUGGAGCAGAUGUCAACUUCCAGAGUAAAGAUGGCAAGAAUCCAUUGCACAUGACUGCUGUCCAUGGUAGAUUCACAAGGUCACAAACGCUCAUUCAAAAUGGUGGUGAGAUAGAUUGUAUUGAUAAAGAUGGCAAUACGCCAUUGCAUGUGGCUGCCAGAUAUGGACAUGAACUCCUGAUUAAUACCUUGAUAACCAGUGGAGCUGAAACAGCAAAAUGUGGCAUCCAUGGUAUGUUUCCAUUGCAUUUGGCAGCAUUAAAUGCACAUGCAGACUGCUGCAGGAAGUUAUUGUCAUCAGGACAAAAAUAUAGCAUAGUGUCAUCAUUUAGUAAUGAACACGUGCUGUCUGCAGGCUUUGAGAUAGACACCCCUGAUAAUUUUGGAAGGACUUGUCUUCAUGCUGCUGCUGCAGGAGGCAAUGUUGACUGUAUAAAACUACUACUAAAUAGUGGAGCGGAUUUCAAUAACAAGGACAAAUGUGGGAGGACUCCAUUGCACUAUGCAGCUGCGAAUUGUAAUCACCAGUCUAUCAUGACACUGGUGUCAACGGGGGCCAAUAUUAAUGAAACAGAUGAACGAGGCUGCACUGCUUUGCAUUAUGCUGCAGCAUCUGAUAUGGACAGAAAGAAAAAAAAUAUCUUGGGGAAUUCAGAUGCAAAUGUCGAAGAACUUGAUAACACAAAUGAGUCGAAAGAGAAAGAGGCCUCGUUCUGUUUGCAAUAUUUGCUUCACAAUGAUGCCAAUCCAGCAAUACGAGACAAGCAGGGCUAUAAUGCAGUUCACUAUGCUGCUGCGUAUGGGCAUAAGCAAUGUCUGGAACUGAUUGCCAGCAAAAACUCCUUGGAGUUUCUUAUGGAGGCUACAGGGCACAGUUUUCAUGAUUCUGAAUCAGCAGCUCCAAAGAGCCCUUUACAUUUGGCUGCCUACAAUGGCCAUCACCAAGCACUUGAAGUACUUAUUCAUUCCAUUAUUGACCUUGAUGUAAAAGACAUGAACGGACGUACAGCCUUAGAUUUAUCAUCCUUUAGAGGUCACACUGAAUGUGUUGAAGCCCUCAUUAACCAAGGUGCUUCCAUCCUAGUAAAAGAUAGUGUGGCUAAGAGAACCCCACUUCAUGCAGCAGUGUCCAAUGGUCAUACAACAUGCUUGCGCAUGUUAAUAGACGGUGCAGGUGGCUUGGAUGCGGUUGAUGUGACAGAUGGCCAAGGACAGACACCAAUGAUGCUUGCAGUUGCUAAUGGACACAUCGAUGCUGUCAUUCUGUUACUUGAAAAAGGUGCAAAUAUCGAUGCAGCAGAUAAACAAGGCUGCACAGCCUUGCAUCGUGGGGUUGUUACUGGUCAUGAAGAAUGUGUGGAAACAUUAUUGGAACAUGAUGCAUUUAUUCUAUGUCGUGAUUCCAAAGGAAGGACCCCUUUGCAUUUUGCAGCAGCUUGUGGUCAUGCAACUUUAUUGUGCAAUUUAUUGCAGUCAGCACUUUCUAUAAGUUCCCUAACAAAUCUAAUAGAUAAUCGUGGCUAUACUCCUUUGCACUGGGCUUGUUAUAAUGGUCAUGAAAGUUGUUUGGAGGUCCUGCUGGAACAAAAAGAAUUUAUAAAAUUUGGGGGUGCUCCUUUUACUCCUUUGCACUGUGCUAUAAUAAAUGAUCAUGAAAAUUGUGCAGAAAUGUUAAUAGAAGCUUUAGGUGCUACAAUUAUUGAUUCCAGAGAUGGCCACGGAAGAACCCCACUUCAUGCAGCUGCUUUUACGGACCAUGUGGAGUGUUUGCAAUUGCUGUUAAGUCAUGGUGCACAAGUGAAUCCUGUUGAUAAGUCAGGGAAAACUCCGUUAAUGAUGGCAGCAGAAAAUGGACAGUGUGGAGUUGUAGAGAUCUUGGUAAACAGUGCGAAGGCUGACUUAACUUCAGAAGACACCAACAAGAAUACAGCUCUUCACUUGGCAUGUAGCAAAGGUCAUGAAAAAUGUGCCUUGUUCAUCCUUGAGAAGAUGGAUGGUGCAAGCCUUAUUAAUGCAACAAACAAUGCACUGCAAACACCUCUUCACAUAGCUGCUCGGAAUGGGCUUAAAAAAGUGGUGCAUGAUUUACUAAACAAAGGGGCAAGUGUUCUUGCUGUGGAUGAAAAUGGUCACACCCCAGCCCUGGCUUGUGCUCCUAACAAAGAUGUGGCUGACUGUCUGGCACUCAUUUUGGCAACCAUGAUGCCUUUCUGUCCUCCCAGCACAAUGACGUCCUUCAGCAUCAGUUUAAUAAAAAAUGACAGUAUGAACGCACCUCUAUCCUAUGAUUCCCCUAAUACGGGUAGCAACAUUAAUUCUUUCAACAAACAGUUGUAUAACAGUGCAGAAAAAAUGGAUAGGGGCCAGGAAGAUGAUGACGAAAAUGAUUCAGACUCUGAGACAUUCUGAUUUUAGAAAGUUUAACAUGCAUGGGAAAAGUCUUGAUUUGUUGCUCAGUUGAAGGAUUGUAGAUUGAUCAAUCAAUCACUGCAUAUUAAAAAAGCACUUACUUAAAGGCACUUUUCUUACAGGAUUUAGGAGGAAAGGAGAACCUUGGAGUUUUAAUUCAUAAAGAGGACAAUUGAGUAGGGCAAGUGAUUUGCUAUUGCACAAAUCUGCCAGAAAUUGGCAUUUUCACUGUCUCUGGGACAUUUUAUGCAAAUUUGUGGUACUUGGGCAUCAAAUCUUGCUACGUGCAGUAACUGUGGAAAUUUAUGGGAUACCAUGCUGUUCCAUGCCAAAUUGCUUGCCCUACAAAUAAGAUAUUAGAACUUUGACAAAUCAGCACAAACAUGCAUUUGCACUUCACUAAAAACUUAUGUUGUAGAGUUGCUAGUGACUAACCAUAUACCUGAGCCAUUAACUACUGAUAAACCAUGAAUGACCUGUUCCAGAUUGCAGUGUCAAGUAUUCAUGGGUUCCAAGAAAACUUGAUGGCACCCUUUUAUUUUAAAUGUACCAGCGACUUAAGGCUAGUAUUCUGUUAGCAUGUAAUAUUUCAUAUCUUUUUAUACAGCCUCAUUGGCAGCCUUUAAACAAUGCAUAGAAAUUUUGUUGAAAUCUACCCACCUGUAGGAUGAAGAGAGAGUAACUGCCACAAAGAACAGUUCUGAUAAAAUCUACUUCAUCUGCCAAAGCUUAUGUGUUAAAUGGACCCAUUCUCUCACCUGUGACAGGGACGCAGCAGGUGGAAUGACAAGUUCUUUUUGUGUCUGGCCAGCUACGCCAAAUGGACCAAAUGUGCUACAGAUUGAGACUGUUGCUGUUUUUGUUCUCUUAAAAUUAAAGCCUUUUUAAAAUCAUCAUAUAUUUUCACAGCUACAUUGAAGUGGCGUGUUUUAGUAAGCAAUGCAGUAUUUGAAAAACAAAUAAAAUACGUCUCACAUAAGUGAGAUCAGAUAUUGUUAGAUUAUAAAUCAGCAAGAUAAAGCUUCAGAAUAAUUUACAAAACCUCACAUGGGAACUAUUACAUUGCUCUCUGUGGUGGCUGAGCAAUUACUGCAACCUCGCGAUUUUGACUAAAAGCACUGAAAAACUUAAAGAAACCUUAAUUAUCUUGUUACAGUAGUACUGUAUAUCGCUGUCCAAGCAGAUAAAUUUCAGAAUAGAGACCUCUGAUAUGAAAUUGCUUUAACGCAAUAAGUACCAUAUCGUAUUAAAGCACUGAAAUUGAAGGAAAAAUGCCAAAAGUGAUAGCCGUAUAUAGAGAAGAUAAGUGUUUUGUUAACCAACUUUAUUAAAAGCUUAAGGCUACAGUAUAAUUUUGGACCUGUUUCUCCAUUUUGUUCACUGAAAUGGAAUCAGCUGGUGAUUUCUAUGUACUGUAGCUGUUUUAUAAAUACAUUUAUUGUUUGUGUUUUUAAGGUGACUUAUUUGAAUCAGUGGAAUACAAAAUUGAUACACUUUUGAGUGCAUAAAUUUGAGCAGGCAUUGAUGUACUUUUAAACUUUUUAUAGUUUUUAAUAUAAGCAUAGAUAAAAGCCUGACAAAAUAAAUACUGGAACUUUGAGAUCCAUUACAUUGUGAUUGGCAAUCUUGGUAGCAAAUGGUUUCACUUGGGUUGAGUUCAAAUACAAUUUUGGUUUAGUUGCAUUAUGAAAUAGUUAGUGCCUUUCUGCCCAUGAGUAUUUCCAGAUGGUUUCCAAGUAUCUUACAGAAUUUUGCUAAUAGUAAUAUCCAAGCAAUAAUGUUAAUUUAAAUUUUAAAUUUACAAUGAAUGUAAAAUUUUCUUUUUAAAGGUUCAAAAACAUCUGAAUGAAGAGUGGUUUGUUCAUUAAACCAUCAUGGAUUGUUUUUGCAGUGUUAUAAAAUAUUUUAAAUGAAGUCUUGCUUAAAAGACUUUGCUGAUCAUAAAUUGUUAUUAUUUGGAAAAGGGCAUUUAGAAAUUCGACAAUCUGACUGUGUAUUUUAAAACCAUAAAAACAAUUAUUUGUGGAAGCUUAUGCAGUGGUCUAUCCAUUUAAAAAGCCUAUAUCUUCCAUUUGGUAAUCUUGUCUACUUAUAUGCUUUAGCAUGUGCAAUAUGUCUUGUUACAGUAUAGUACAGUAUCAUGAUACAGUGACAGUGUUAUAUUUUGUUUUAUGCAGUGAAUGUGUAACAAUCUAGUGAAAAAUGAACAUGUAUGGUAAAAGCAGUGGUCUAUGGAAAUUUUACAUAUUUGGUCUUAUAGUUAAGGAAGGGGUAUAAACCUUAAGACUUUUUUUGAUGUACUUCAAGACUGUCAAAGUAUAAGAAGUAAAUCCAAAUCAAUCUAAAUCCAGCCUGGACCUCAAGCACACUUGCUCUUAGACUUUUGUGAACUACUGAUGCUUCAGUGAUGUAUAGAAGUACCUAAUUGUAAACUACUUUUUUUAUUAAAAGCAUUCAGAUGCUGUAUAUUUUUAUGAAAAUAAAGGGUACAGACACUGAUGCAG
This is a messenger RNA of Carcharodon carcharias (great white shark), 5978 nucleotides long. Its product is annotated as serine/threonine-protein phosphatase 6 regulatory ankyrin repeat subunit B-like. Lineage: Eukaryota; Metazoa; Chordata; Chondrichthyes; Lamniformes; Lamnidae. The transcript is spliced from 29 exons. Gene Ontology annotation, cellular component: nucleus; cytoplasm. The record is from RefSeq and is a predicted model, not a curated record. Gene Ontology annotation, molecular function: protein binding. Bases 184 to 3474 code for a protein of 1096 amino acids.